AUGUUGUCCCGAGAUCGGUAUGCAUGUGUCGGAACGGUCGAGGACAGCGCCGAGAAGACCAAUGUUGUGUGGGACCCAUCCAAGAAUUUGAAGCACCUGAACUUGAAGUCGCUGUUGAUGUCCGGGUUCGAGGAGAAAGACAAAGUGACAAACUACAUAAGGCUAGUCAUGGAGCGAGCUGCGGGAUUGAAGAGAAUCGAGAUGUAUGGUGUACACCCAUGUGAGCAAUGCGAUGCCAUUGACCCGAGGAGAUCCCAGGUGGAUGAAGCUCGCAGACGUCUGGUCAAGGAGCGACUCACACAUGGAUCCUCCUCAUCCGUUGAGAUAAUAAUAAUGUGCUGA
Molecule: messenger RNA, 342 nt
Organism: Triticum turgidum subsp. durum (durum wheat)
Lineage: Eukaryota; Viridiplantae; Streptophyta; Magnoliopsida; Poales; Poaceae
Source: the annotation of a GenBank genome assembly